UUAACAUCUAAAUUCUAGUAAAAUAUUUUCAUUUUUAAUUUUAGGCCGCAAAAUUAUUAUGAACGUAUAAUUUUGAAACAGAAAAGUACAGGCUCACUUCAACAUGGCUUUAGAUUUAGUCAGUAUAGCGCAGCCUCACUACAUACCCGGGUACACUGGACACUGUCCUGAAUACAAGUACCGCAUCGGGAAUACGUAUGGCUCUACCACGCACAAGAUUCUGUUGGACCCCAGCGUCAGGCACUCGGAAAGGCUCGUUCUCUCUGAUCGCACUUCUGAUGAUUUUCAAAUCUAUCGUCCAGCUCAAACUGAUGUGGAUACAGUGAAUGCAAGAUUUCGCAAUGGCGAUCCAGUGUACAAACAUCCCAUGAUUCCCGGUUAUGAGGGUUUUGUGCCUCGUUUAAACGCACACUUCGGUCAGCGUUACACAGUGGCAGCAACUGAGGCUCUAUCAGAGUUUCAACGGCUUCAGUUGGACACACGGGCAGCGCGGCAGCAGCUCGAACGAAUCAACGAUCUGCAAGCCGGAAAAGGACAGCCUUGGGACCUGAAGGAUCGAUUCUCGGCAACCGCAGAGUUCAAACUGCCAUUGAUAGCUGUGAGGCCCGAAUGUGCGGGUAUACUGAGGGACUUACCAAUGGAUGAGGCGAAGUUAGGACCAGCUGCGCAUGCUGUCAGCCCUUACUUUAUGGAUAAUGAUGAUAAUGAGAAAUAUGUCAAGAAAGGUUUUAUGGGACACGUACCGUACGCUUUCCAUCGUUUCGGGGAAAGUUCGAAGAAACUUACGAAUUCUGCACUAUGCGAUUUUUCGUCGAACUAUAGGCGACGGCAAAGCACUGAAUGGGCCCCAGUGAAUGUGGUCAAACCCGACCCUCCGCUGUCCAUCAACCCGACUGAAAUAUACCACAAACACGUCGGCAUGCUGCCCAACUACGCGGGACACGUUCCUGGAUGCAUGUUUAGAUUUGGAAAAACUUAUGGAAAUGACACACGUGACGCGAAGCGAUGGCUGCGUGGAGACUUUUCGUCUUGAAAAUGUGCCAGUGGCGUAUGGUGUAAGCUAUUAUAUGCACUUUGAGCGACAGAUGGAGCCACUGAAGAGACAACAGACCCGAAGACAGGCGUAUCAUAGCCAAAAAUCAAUGGUAGGUAUAUUUUACUUUUCGUCUAGAAAAUUUUAGUACAAUAAAGAAACUUU
This is a messenger RNA of Hyposmocoma kahamanoa, 1198 nucleotides long. Its product is annotated as UPF0605 protein GA14893-like. The transcript has 8 exons. The coding region runs from base 104 to 1033 and encodes 309 amino acids. NCBI's taxonomy places the organism in Eukaryota, Metazoa, Arthropoda, Insecta, Lepidoptera, Cosmopterigidae. The record is from RefSeq and is a predicted model, not a curated record.